Molecule: messenger RNA, 711 nt
Organism: Durio zibethinus
Lineage: Eukaryota; Viridiplantae; Streptophyta; Magnoliopsida; Malvales; Malvaceae
Product: small nuclear ribonucleoprotein SmD1a-like
Biological process (GO): spliceosomal snRNP assembly; RNA processing
Molecular function (GO): RNA binding
Source: RefSeq, a predicted model, not a curated record
AAACUCGAAAAGUCAGCCCGAGCCCUAAAUCCCAACCCUCCAGAGCAAACCUGGCAGCGAACAGGUCCCUCCCUCUCUCUCCCGCUUCCUUCGAUAGCUUGACUGGUUCUCUCGCCUUUUGCUUCAACCCUUACUUCUCCUCUCUCUCCUCAACAUGAAGCUCGUCAGGUUUUUGAUGAAGUUGAACAAUGAAACGGUGUCGAUUGAGCUCAAGAACGGAACCGUUGUUCACGGCACCAUCACAGGUGUGGAUAUCAGUAUGAACACCCAUCUGAAAACAGUGAAACUUACAUUAAAGGGGAAAAAUCCAGUGACUAUGGAUCACCUUAGUGUGAGGGGUAACAAUAUUCGCUAUUAUAUCCUGCCUGACAGCAUAAAUCUCGAGACAUUGCUGGUUGAAGAAACACCCAGGGUGAAACCCAAGAAGCCAACAGCUGGGAGGCCUUUGGGACGUGGUCGGGGUCGUGGGCGUGGACGUGGACGCGGUCGAGGCCGUUAAAUAUGUUGCCCUGCUUCCAAAUUUUUGUGACAGCUGGAUGUGUCGACAUCUUUGUAGUAGGGAGAAUUUGUGGGUGAUGUUACGAAUAUUAAAGGAAUUGUAUUGGAACUAUUCUGUGUGAUAAUUAGCCUGGGUUUGGUAGUUUAAUGAUGAAUCCUGAGAUUCCUGACAUUGGAUGAUUUGAUCUAUAAAGCUAAUAGCUGAACCGAUAA